This is a messenger RNA of Spodoptera litura, 6304 nucleotides long. RefSeq lists its product as uncharacterized. NCBI's taxonomy places the organism in Eukaryota, Metazoa, Arthropoda, Insecta, Lepidoptera, Noctuidae. The record is from RefSeq and is a predicted model, not a curated record.
AGUGUGAAAAACUUGAUAAAAGUAGCCAUGCAGUGGACAAGCGAAACAAAUAUAAAACCAAUCUUUUCCUAUCAAAGUAUAUCGUUAAUAUGGUGUUUGAGCGUCCAUUCAACACGGCUCCAAGCCCAUUCAACCAUUUAAACCAAAGCUCAUGCAAAAUUUACAGAUGUCAAGUGAUUGGGCCUGAUGAAACAUGCUGUUGUUCUUGUAAUUCUGACGCUAUAUUUGAAGUGAUGAAAGGCUUGUAUAAUUGUUACAAAAAGAAGAAUUGCUUGAAUUGUAAUUGUAUACUUUGUGGUGAUCAAAAGUUGCAAGGAGGAAUAAAAAUGAAGAAUGAAAGAAUGUCUGAAAAAUUCGCCGGCUUAUUGACAGUGCCAAAAAGAAAAUCCCAAGCCAAAAGAGAUAGUAAAGAUGUUAAGCAUGUUGCUGCUGAUGUUGAUGCUAAGCAUGUUGCUCCGGUUCUUGAAGGCCAGAUGCAAUCAAAAAUAAAAUUAACUGUGAAGCCUCAAGGCGAUCUUGGUUUACCAGUUGAAUCUACAACAAAGGCUACAACAAAGGCAAAUAUUCCACCUUUAGAUGAAAUAACCCCGCCAAAAGAAGAAUUAAUUCAGAAAAAUGAAGAACCCAAAACUACGCAAGGCAACGUAACGCAACAAGAUGUUAAAUUAGCAGAAGCUUUAACACCAUCACAAAGAAAAAAUUUAAAACACAAAGAAAAACUUUUAAGAAACCUUGUAAAGAACGGGUUACCCUUACCUAUUGGUAGAACACCGUCUGAAAAAAAAUUAAUCGAUAUAGUUCGAGUACAAUUAGGUCUUCCACAAGGAAAUGAAACCUUACGGGAAACUGAAGAGAAACCUCCUUCAAAAGCUAGUGUGAUAACGCUAUUGGAAGGAAAGCCACUAAAUAAGGGUGUGAUAAAUGCAGGAGAUUCGAUUCCGGAAGGUGAGAUUUUAUUUAAAAAGGAUCAAAUAAAUAAAAUGGUAGACGAUUCAGUAUCAAAACAUAAGUUAAUGAUAGACAAAAUGAGACAUAGAAAAUCAUCUGGAUUAUUAACACCACUAAAAGGCAAAACCCUUGAACAGAAAGAAAAGAUAUUGAUAGACUUAGUUAAAGCCGGUCUUCCUUUACCAGAACCUAAAACAGCGUCCGAAAAAUAUUUAGUUGACAGAAUUCAAAAUAAAGUAGGCUUGGCACCUCGACGAAAUAUAUCUUCAGUGAGUAUAGCUUUGGAGAAUAUGACUCCAGCAGAAAAAGAAAUAAUAUUGAAACGAUUAAAAGAUGCAGGAUUACCCCUCCCAGAACCCGAAAGAAAGUCAAAAGAUGCAGAUAUAUUGGCACAUAAAAAAUCAAAAGAUGAAGACAUAUUGACACCAUUAGAAGGUUUAUCAAAGGCCGAGAAACAUAAAAUAGUAAAAAGAUUAGCUCAAGAUGGAGUAACCCUACCAGAAGGCAAAACGAUUUCCGAAAAGUCUUUGAUUCGCAACGUUAAGGCAGAACUCGGAAUGCCUCCAACUAAGAAGCGUAGAGAUCAUAAGUCAGUUAUCAUAAAAGCAAAAGCUGAAGGGCUUUUCUCACCAAUAAGUGAUAAACCACAUGAGGAGAAAGUAAGAAUAAUAAGAGGCCUCGCUAAAGCAGAAUUACCUGUACCUAAAGGUAAAACGCCGUCUGAAAAAGAUUUAAUAAAAAGAAUUAAGGAUGAAUUCCAUUGGCUCACUGACGCAAUGCAUUACAAGACGAAGAAAGAAUCAAAAAAUGUUGAGGAAAUAAAGAAACCGCGAAUGAAUAUAACUCAAAAUUAUCAAGCCGUUAUCAAGACAGCAACUUGUGAACGUGGCUGCGGUUGUAACAAAAGGAAUAUCAAAUUGAAAAAUAGUCACACUAAAUUUAGAGUGGCCUUUUCAGAUAUACCGACUUCCUGUGAUCGUCCUUUAGGAUGUAUCCCAGGCGGUAAAAGGGGGUACUUUGUUGACAAUAAGGGAAUUAAAAUUAUUGUUGGUAGUGCUGUAGGUGCUCCAUCGAUGUCUAGAAGAUACAUCAAUCGGAUAAUACAGGAUGGAUUGGCUCCUAAAACGCACAGUAGCAACAUAGACGGAGCUUAUUCAAAAUAUUUUAAUAUCUCUAAAAAUAUUCGCUACAUUGAAAAUUAUUCACGUAAUUAUUGGGGGAAUGGAAGUAAAAAUAUUUUUUUGCCAACUAAUAAUAAUCCGUGUAACAGGCGAGCAAAGAAAGGCGUUGGUCCAAAAGCAAAUAUGAAGCGUCUUCAAAAACCAGCUCAGGUUUGCAAAUAUGUUAAAAACUUGAAAUCUAAAUCAACAGCAGGCAGUUCUGUGUCCAUUUUAGUGAUAAAUAGUGAGGCUUCCUUAAGUUUAGACACAAGUAGCAGUCACAGCAUGGAGACGACUGUGACGUCAGAUUGGAGCAGUGACAUCACUUCCCAUUCUAAGCAUUGUUCCAGCACCCAUUCCUCCGAAGAACUUUUAAGCAUUAGUUCAGUGGAUGGAUCAACAAGCGAAGAGUUGAUCGAUCAACGUGUCAUUAUUGACGAUUCCAAAAGAAAAAUGAAUAUUCGAACAAUCAAUCCACAACUAGAAUAUGCUGUCUUUCGAUUGGCUGAAGAAAAACGUAAUUUUGUUACUAAGACUCCUACAAAGAAAAGGCCAAGUGCAGUAACAGGAAAUAUUGUUCUUUUUAAUCGCUUUUCAAGAAAAUUCGAUAUAUCGAAGCUAUUAGACAAGAUACUUGCAAGGAAACGUUUCACUCAGGCAUCUUCACUAUUCGUAGUGGUACCAACAUCUGACGAAGAUGAAGAAUCCAAUAAAGUUAUCGAUUCCACAAGCAUUUGUUCAGUUGAAACACCAGUGGUAGCGAAUUCUGACACGAUGACGGCGAUCUCCUCCGUGCACGGGCCCCAGGUGGGGUGUGGAAGCGGAAAAAAGUUUUACAUGCAAGAAGUAUUGUCGGCAACAAGAGAUACAGAAAAAGCUGUACAGAAAGAUUCUUUACGAGUCUUAAAAUAUGUUAACAUGGAUAUGAAAAAUAAAUAUUGUCAAUUUGUGAGAACUAAUGACAAUCUUGGAGGGUAUUUAGCAAGUGUGAGAGGUGUAGCAGUGGACACGACACUAGACAGGCCAUGCUGCUGUCUCCCUAAGAUCUCUUCCACUACUUACGUAAUAGAAAGUGCCACCUCAAGAAAUUGUUAUGUUGCUAAUGUAUCAAGACAAGUUAGGCCACUGUUACUGAAAGAUAGAAGACCCAAAUGGUGUCGUUUUACUAAGUCGGGUAACGUACCUAAGACCAAUCCUCCAAUACUUGUGCCUUGCAUUUCAAGCCAUUCGCGGUCCGGUACAACCCACCGGCGUAACCGCAAGAAUCGCCUUAGAUCGUCAUCAGUUUCAAUAAAUGAACGUCUAAACAAAUAUAAUUAUAUACCCGCGCCUUGUGAAUGCAAUUCAAAUGGUUUCGAUUUGAGUUCGUAUCAAACCGCAAAAGUAACUGUAAAUGGUAAUUACAGCGGUAGUUUGGAUAGUAUGCGCGGGAGAAGAUCUAUGCAUCGCAGUUCUAUUCGUAAUACCGGUGGGGGACCGAGUUCCAGCAGCAGUACUAGUGAUGAGAGGAACCAGAGACACAAUAGAACUACGAACCGGAGGCCCAGUGUUACUAUUAAAGAAGACGUAAGGAGAAGUAGUCACCACAGUAACAGUAGAGCUUCAUUUAAACUUGGGGUAAACAAUACUAAAAGAAAGUCCGAGAGUGGUGUGAGCAAAGCGGAGAGAAAAAGUAGUUUAAAAAAGAACACAAGCGGCAGUUUGAGUAAAAUACGUAAAAAAGAUAACGAGUGCUCGAGUUCCGGCGAAAGUACGAGUGGAGAAUCCUCAGGAGGGUCUGCAAACUCGUGUGCUAGUCAAGAAACUCGUCCAACAGAAGACGCAUGUUUUGGUACAGCCAGCAUAUCGGAUUUGCGGCCGUGCCCCGUGCUUGAGUGCCCCCCAAGAACACGUUGUAAAUGUAAAACGGAGCGUGUCAAGUGUAAAUGCUUGCCUAACUGUCAAUGUGGGAUUUUUCCUUACAAAUGUGAGAAAGAAAAACGAAAAUGUGGUUGUGAAGUGAUAAAAGGAAAAAGUUGUGCCUGUGUCGAGCACUACGUGUACGGGGGUCCACGGCCAGGACCAACCUCAUGGACACGCUCUAGGGGAAUGGUCACGGAUUUUAGAGGCCCAGCAAUUUUACACGCGCGUAAAGUUUGUGAGUAUAAGAGAGUCCUAUGUGACGAGGACAUUGAGGCAUGCGAAUGUCCUAAAAUAGUAUGUGACACAAACAAUUUCUUUGCAACUUGUCCCUGCGGCGAACAUACCAAUGCCAUAUCACUCCCCGGUGACGGGCCAAAACCAUCGACUAAAACCGUUGGCGCUUUGACGGAUGUGAUGGGUUCAGAUAUAUUUCGUCUCGAACUAAGAUUUUGUCCCGCGGAACCGACAAUCAAUCCCAAGCAAAAAAAGAAAUGCAAGAUAUUAAAAGGUUGCGUGUGCCAGGACUUACAUGAGAAAGGUGUGACACCGAACACACCGUCAUGUAACGAAGAUUGUACACGUAUGCCGAAACCAGAAAAGAAAAAAAUAUGUAUUAAUAAAAUAAAAAAUACGGAUCCUUGUACGGCUCUUGAAAAACUAAAAGACGUAAAAAGGGAUCCGAAAAAGAAUGUGCGCUGUCAAACUGAUCCCCCUAAGAAGUCAGGGAUAUCAAAUUUCUUUUCACACAUAGGAAAAAAAUCUCAUUCGAAGAAAAACCCUCCAUGUCCUUCAAAGGACAACGUAUCUCAUUCGGAAACAAACUCUCCAUGUUCUUCAAAGGACAACGUAUCUUAUUCGAAGAAUAAGCCCCCAUGUCCUUCAAAUGACAACGUAUCUAAUUCGAAGAAUAAGCCCCCAUGUCCUUCAAAUGACAACGUAUCUAAUUUGAAGAAUAAGCCCCCAUGUCCUUCCAAGGACAACGUAUCUCAUUGGAAGAAAAAGCCUCCAUGUCCUUCAAAGGACAAUGUAAUAGCGGUUGCAGGUUCAAACGAUAGUAUUGUUGCAGUUGUAAAAGAUAGCGGUACUUGUGUUUCCAAUACCCCUGAUCCAUAUGUUCCUGUAAGAAAAAAUGUAAUAAUGUGUAAAUGCAAGCCAUUUUGUAAAUGUGUUGAUUGCACAUCGAAAAAUCCGAGAAAGCCAAAAUACUACGAUGACGAUUAUACUCGCCCAUGUGCGAUACCGGUGCCGAAAAAGCCAUGUGAAUGCAAACCAUAUUGUCGAUGCCUAGCGUGCACAUUGAUGCCAAAGUGCCCGCCAAAAGCAAUUUGUGAAUGUAAAAAAAUGGGUCCACACUCAAAGACGCGUGUCACGUGUAAAUGCAUGCCGAACUGUGAAUGUGGGAUUGUUACAAAAGCUGAAAGAGCUAGUUGUGAGUGUAAAGAAAAACCUGUAUCGUGUGAAUGUAUACAAUGUCUCUGUAGGAAAGGUUCAAAAUCGAAAAAGAAAUCUGUAACGUUGAUUGAUCCGAAGGAUUGCCGGCUCACAUGCGCUAUAGACGAAUCGGAACCUGAACCAGAGCCAGAACCUGAGCCUGAACCAGAACCUGAGCCUGAACCAGUUCAGAUUAUUGAACUCCCAGCUGAAUUUCUUCCCGAGGGUCAAGUUUACGAAACAGUGGGGCCUAGCUGUGCUUGGAUAAAAGACACCGAGGCCCUUUUGAAAAUUAGAUCAGAGUUGACUAUGACAAGUUCAGGGUUCAAAGCAUUCAAAACUAAGCGAUUGCCACGGAUACCACCGGAACCAGAAGUAGAAAUGGAUUUUGCUCAAGCAAUCAGGUAUUUUGCUAACUUGAAUCCAGUAAGAUUUCGGGAGUUGAUGAUACAGGAACGCUACCGGAUGGCACUAGAAGAAAAACAGAGAUUAGAGUAUAUAGAAGAAAUGAAGCUGGAAGCAGAAAGAGUAAAGCUAGAAGCGGAAAAGCGGAGGCUUAGUGCAUUAAAGAGGAAAGAGCAUGACGACAAAAUUAUGAGUUAUAUAGAGAAUUUAGUAGGAGAAAAAAUUUUUAAAAUAAUAAAAUAUUUAAAGGAUUCGUUUUUUACGGAAGAAGAAUUAGAGAAUCUACAGGAUGUCAUUCCAUUAGCAGAUGCUACCUACUCGGAUAUGGGGGCAGAAGCGGACCUAGACCCAGCAUAUUGGUACCCUGAAGGAUUUAAGUUAACAAUUGGCUAUAAUGGUGGUGCAACACCGGGUAAUCCGAAUCCUAAUUGUACUUGAUUUCGGAGAGUUGUAUGUCA